AUGUCACCCGAUGAUGAAAAUUCCGAAAUCAUAGAAGAAGCCUCUAUCUCUCAGGGUCUACGGCUGCGAAAAUCAUUCAAUAAUAGGGCAGCUUGGGCUCAAAUACUUCCAGUUUCCGACGACGUGGUCAUCUCUUUGUCCUCCUACCCUAGGUUUCUGCAGGAUAUUGACCGGAAAGCGCUGUUCGGACUAGUGCAGGAACGUAAUAUAGAGGGCCUGGCAAUGUUCGGCGGAGAUGUUAAGUCAUUGGCGGCCGCCCUAGACUCUGAUCCGAAAUUAGGAAUCAGUAGUGAUGUCGAUCAUGUUAUAAAAAGGAUGGAAAUGUUUGGGUCCAACUAUUACAUCAAACCGCCCGUCAGAUCUUUCUUCAGCUUUGUGGUGGAGGCGAUCAGCUUUCAGAUCUCCAUUCUCCUAACGUGGGCAAUCAUAUCGGUUGUAGUUGGGAUCAAGCAGCACGGAGUCCGACAAGGAUGGUAUGACGGCGCUAAAAUUAUAGUCCCUCUUACUCUAUUCGUGGUGGUCAACUCUUUUAGCAAGUCCAAGAAAUUAAGGCAGUUUGAUAGGCUGUGGGAUGAGGAGAGUGAAAAUGAAAUGGUGGAGGUUCGUGUACUGAGAGGUGGACGCAGACAGACCAUCUCGAUCUUAGAGGUGGUUGUAGGCGAUGUCGUGUGCUUGUCCACCGGCGACCGUGUGCCUGCAGACGGGUUGUUCUUGAAUGGCCGCUCUAUGAAAGUCCACGAAUCAAACAUGAAUGGUGAGACUCGUGAGGUUGACCAGGCCACAAACCCUUUUUUACUCUCCGAAACAAUGGUAGUUCAUGGCUAUGGCCGAAUGAUCGUCACUUCAGUCGGCGUGAUUACGUCUUGGGGUAUUGAGACGAAUGAUUUAGACCAACUCACGCCGCUACGGCAACGCCUACCCAAAUUGUUUCCCAAGAUCUUGAAAUUCAUUUUGUUGUUCGUCUUCUUCGUAGUUCUUGCUAUCAGGUACUUCACCGGGAACACAAGGGACAAUAAGGGACGUCAGGAGUUCACAAUGGGGAAGACGAAAGCUGCCGACAUAAUGGAAACUAUGUAUAAUAUCCUUGAGGCGGGCGUAGCCAUAAUAGUCGUUUCAAUUCCCCAAGGUUUGAUUCUAGCUGCUACUUUUAGUUUAAGCUAUUCCAAGUGGAGAAUGAAGGGCGAUAACGCAGCUGUUCAGAAACUUUGGGCUUGCGAAACAAUGGGAUCUGCCACGACAAUCUGUACGGACAAGACUAGCACUUUGACUUCAAAUCAAAUGGAAGUCACUCAAGUUUGGAUAGGCAAGGAGCGACUCACAACAAAAAUCUCAACACAGAAUACUACACUUGUUCAGACAUUACUACAAGAAGAUAUCGUUUUGAAUACAAGUGAAGAGGUCUAUUUUAAGAAGAAUGAAAAUGAAAAUGAAAAUGAGAAUAAGAAUGAUAAGGAGAACCAACGGAAGCAAAAGAAGAAGAAACGAAAGCUGAAGCUGAAGAACAUGAAGAAAGGGAUGUCUGGAAGCCCGACCGAAAACUCUAUCAUGAGCUGGGCAGUGUCGGAUUUGGGUGCGGACAUUGUAGAAAUAAAGCAACGCUAUGAAAUAGUCCAUGUUGAAGCUUUCAACUCCUUCAAGAAACGCAGCGGAGUUUUGGCUAGAAGAACGUCGUCCCACGACGGUGCCCUGGAAGCACACUGGAAGGGGGCUGCAGAAAUGAUUCUGGGAAUGUGCUCGGAUUACUACGAUCAACAUGGGACGAUUAUGCCGAUGUCGGACGAAGAUAGAAAGCAAAUCCGUCGAAUCAUUGACGAUAUGGCUAAGAAGAGUCUAAGAUGCAUUGCUUUUGCUCAUAAAAAAAUAGCAAAUGUUGGAGAAAGUAGUAGUAAUAAUAGUAUUGCUGAAGAAGAUCAAUUAAAUGAGGAUUCCGGAUUUACCUUAUUAUCGAUCGUGGGUAUUGAGAAUCUCUGUCUCCCGGGGGUUAGAGAAGGAGUGUUGUCCUGUAAAGAUGCUGGUGUCGACGUCAAGAUGAUCACCGGAGACAAUAAACUGACCGCCACUGCAAUUGCACUCGAAUGCGGCAUCCUGGGAGAAAACGAUGAUCAGUCCGACGCUGUGGUGGAAGGAGCGACGUUCAGAAACUACACCAAGGAAGAAAGGAUGGAAAAGGUGGACAUGAUUCGGGUGAUGGCUAGGUCAUCCCCCAUAGACAAGCUAUUAAUGGUGGAGUGCUUGAAGAAGAAAGGGCAUGUGGUGGCUGUUACCGGAGACGGAAGCAACGACACACCCGCUCUCAAAAGAGCAGACAUCGGUCUUUCGAUGGGGAUUCAGGGAACAGAAGUAGCAAAACAGAGUUCAGACAUCAUGAUCAUGGACGAUGACUUCAACUCUGUAGUCACGGCUCUGAAAUGGGGAAGAUGCGUGCACAUCAACAUCCAGAAGUUCAUACAGUUCAAAUUCACUCUAAACAUAGUCGCGCUCUUCAUCAAUGUUCUCUCAGCAUUAUCCUCUGGCUUUAUCCCUCUCCAGCCUACCCAACUAUUGUGGGUCAACCUAAUAAUGAACACUCUUGGAGCCUUAGCGCUGGCGACGGAGCAACCCACAGACGACCUCUUAAAGAAGAAGCCAGUAGUAGUUCAGGGCGGGAGGACCGAGGCGCUCAUAACAAAGGUCAUGUGGAGGAACAUAAUAGCUCAAGCAGUGUAUCAAAUCACAGUCUUAAUAGUCCUAGAGUUCAAAGGGACACAAUUUCUUUCCGUCAACGAAAAGAUAAAAGAUACCGUCGUCUUCAACAGCUUCGUACUCUGCCAAGUGUUCAACGAAUUCAACGCCAGGAACAUAGAGAAGAAGAACAUAUUCACCGGUGGAAAACGGAACAACAACAUAUUAUUUUUUGGAAUCAUAUUGGUGACGGUGCUCCUUCAAGUUCUCGUGAUUGAGUUUCUAAACAACUUCGCAUCCACACAGAGACUCAACUGGGUACAAUGGUUCGUUUGCAUUCUCAUCGGCUUUCUCUCUUGCCCCAUUGCUUUCCUUGUCAAACUCAUUCCAGUUUCAAGGAAAACAUCACUCACCCUCCCAACAACCAACAGCAGGACUAGUUUAAUUGGUUAA
This is a messenger RNA of Impatiens glandulifera, 3114 nucleotides long. RefSeq names its product calcium-transporting ATPase 12, plasma membrane-type-like. Lineage: Eukaryota; Viridiplantae; Streptophyta; Magnoliopsida; Ericales; Balsaminaceae. The transcript is spliced from 3 exons. The record is from RefSeq and is a predicted model, not a curated record. Gene Ontology annotation, molecular function: P-type calcium transporter activity; ATP binding; ATP hydrolysis activity. The coding region runs from base 1 to 3114 and encodes 1037 amino acids. Gene Ontology annotation, cellular component: membrane; intracellular membrane-bounded organelle.